AGUCCAAACCUCCCGCAGGACAACGGGGGAUGGGAGCGGGCAGGGUUUGAACCUGGGACCAUUGAUAAAUCCAAACGACAUUCCAGCGCACAAACUGCACGACCAGGCAACCAUCCUACCCCUAAUCUAGUCUAGUCCUACAGUCCACAGUCAAGAUCUAGACUAAAUCUAAGUCUAAUCAAUGUCUAAUGAUGAUCUAGAGAAGAUGAUACUUUCAGUCUUACAAAUCUUUAUUUGGGACAUCAUAUUUGGCGUCAAAGAUUCAUUAAGUGGUUGGUGGGUCGCCUUAAAGUGCUGGCGCGAUGAAGCAAGGCUUAUAUCCAACAGGCCAUCUCCACCAAAAAGAUUCUCAGAGAUAGCAAAAAAGAGAAACGAGCAACUGAAAAAACAAGAACCUGAAGGGACAAUGAAAGACAUCAUAUGGAACACAGUCACCACAGCAGGUGUAGCACUCUUGAUAACUUUCCUCAUACAGUCUGGCUGUUCUUAUAUCGGCAGCUUUUUUGGAGACAGUUUUGCUAGCAGCUUUGCAAUCUCAGAAUACAUUUUACACUUCUUGUGGUGGUUUCCCAGCAUGGCUGUGAUCAAACUGACCAGCAUCAUCAACAACAAUGAAGUGGCAGACAAAGUGUUUGCAUUUAAGUAUGGUAAACCAAAGUCAACAUCCAUUGGUACUAACAUUAGUGAGUUCAUCUUCAGCAGUAUUUAUCAAUUUAUUUUUAUCAUUCAGGCUAGCAUCGUCUGUGCCAUGAUUCCCUGGGCGUGGCUAGCAGGCUUGUUUGAGUGGCUCCAUUACUCACUUUUUUAUGCAUUGUAUGCAUUUGAAUACAAGUGGGCAUUGCUAGGUAUACCAGGGUAUACAAGAGUGGCACAUCUGGAAAACAACUGGCCAUACUACUUAGCCUUCGGCUUGCCUAUACAUUUGGCAGUAGGAUACUGGGAGUCUCUUUAUACCAGGACCAUGGCUUUCACGUUAAUAUUUCCAUUCAGUAUAUUAGGAGCAACUGCUGCAGGGCCACCUAGAGAAUUGUUUCUGUUCCCCCUCCAUCUUAUGUUCCCAGCUGUCUAUGUAACUAACGAAAUGUACAAAUUGUUUGGAAGAACUAGCAGCUCGUCAAAGGUGCCAAAGAGUUCAUAAAUCUUCCAGAACUAUGCGAACCAAGCCCAGACAGAAAACUAGUAACAUACUGUAAAUGUAUUAUCUUGAGUCAGCCAGCAACUUUUGAGAACCCUAAGUCUUUCAUAGAAUAUUUUAACUUUCUAACUGUGUCAGUUUUAAAGGACAUUUUUUUUUUUGUGUUUGAUUGAUUUUUGCAAACCAUCUGAUGCCAUGAAGCAGUAUGGCAAUAGCUAAAUGGUAGCUUUUAACUUGAUAAUAAUUGUCUUAAUUAACAACAAAAGUGGCCAGUUUUCUUAGUAAAAUUAAUGUAAAAUAUAUAAACUUUGUUGCAAUGUUCAUACAUUUAUUAGGUUGGGUGUAUUAUUAAGUUUUAGAAAGUUUAAGAUGUAUAUUUACAAGGAUGAAAAAUUAAGAUGCUCACUUGUAGACUAAUUUUGAAAGUUCCUGGUUGCAUGAAUUUCUGAGAUAAGAUUUAGAUUAACACACAGAUAUGUGUCGGACAUAAUUAUCUUAUCUUUAGAUGAAACAUCUGUAGUUUAUAAGAUAAAACUAGAUUAAAACAAGGAUACUCAGGGGAUGUAAUUGUCUUCUACUUUGAAGGAACAUCUGAAAUUUAUAAGAUAAGAUAAGAGCUCAGAAAGGAUGAGUAUAAAAAUAAGCUCAACUUUCAUGUAAAUAAGAGAAAAUGUUGGUAUUUAUUUAUUUAGUUACACCUGUAAAGGUAUGGGCACCCAAUAACACAUCUCGUGUGUGUCCUAUUUCUUGCGUUAUUUUCAAUGAAAUAUUCAAGUUGUGAAAUGUAAACAUAAGCACAAUUGACCUACUUUAAUGCUGGCAUGAGGACAUCAAUAUUUAAUCAAUAUUGUUUUUGUACAGAGCUUGUCAAUUGUAGUCAAACUGAAUAUCCAUUAGAUUGGAUCAAUAAAAAUUAUCUUAUCUUAGGAUAAAUCAUCCAAGUUCAAAGUUGCUAUUAAAAUUUUUGAUUAUGGACCAAAAAACUGUAGCCUCUGCUAGAUGAAACUAAUUCAUUAAGCACUUUGAAAGCUUGUUUGUAUUACAUAGUUGCUAGUUAGACAUUUCGUUUUUUAAUCAAAUAUGUGUAGGUCUUGUACACACAAAAAAUGGACAUGAAAAUGACUUUUAACUUUCUAAUACUAAAGAAAAAAUAUACUAUAACAGCAUAACAGAAGUGUAAGGCUAAACACUGAACAUUUACUAAUGAAAACAUUACUAGUCUUGUAAAGUAUGGGCCCAUCGUGAUGUAUUGUGACUUGUGUAACUCAAGUUAAUGAUAACAUGAUUCACACAAGGAAUGAAACAAAAUGUUGAGCUUGAAUGAAACACUAUCGAUAAUGACGCACUCUCAUUACAAUGAUUCUCUAUGAUAGCAUUAACUCUUUCUCUCCUACCAACGUUGAUUUGACCCCAUAAAAUUAAUUUUUGGUUUUAUAAAUUUUAAUUUGUGUUAUAUAAAAGAAAGAAAGCGAUAGAAAUGUCUAAACUGCCUUACAUCAGUGAGCAUUUUUUAGUAGGCUACUUGAACGGUGUUGGUUAUUUCAGCUGUGAUUAAUAGAUUUGAACUUCUUUAUGACACUAAUUUUUUCUUUAUGACCUAUUUUCUUUUUUGUAAAUUAAGUUUCUGUUGUUCCGCUCUGCUGUUUUGUUUCCAUUAGUAUUUUUAUUUUUACCUACUUUAAGUUUUUUUAUUUCUGUUGACUCUCAUUUCUGUUUUUGCGGAUGUCAACUACAAUAAACGAUAAUAUCAUUUAAUUUUAUUCUGUGGUCAUAUAUUUUAAAAAAAUGCUUAUCUGUACUUAGUCUUUUUAAUUGUACAGCAUUUUUUUUUUUAGCAUUUACUUAAGUAUCGAAAAAAAAAAAGUUUGAUUGUGCAUUACAUGAAAGUGUGUAGCAUUUGCUAAAACAAUCGUUUUGGAUCACACUAGUCUGGGCUGACUUAAAUGCAAGCUGUGACUCCAACAGACUGCAUGAUGGGAAGGGUGUAAAGGCGUAUGUAAUACAGGGGCCAUCUGUACUAUACCACUGAUUGCUUAAUUAUUUUCUUGUCACACCAAUGUGCAAUGACUAUUUACAUUGACCUGGCUUAUGAUUAACGGCAUGAUUGUCAUUUAAAUAAAUGUCAUAUACCAGUUCCAACCUCCUUAUAUCAGAAUUUAAAGAUUCGGCUAUUAGAUUUAAUGUGUUUGGAGUUAAUAUAUAAUUAAAUCUGUUUUAAUGAUGUUAUACCAAUAUAUAUUUUAAAAUAAAGUGAUCGUGGUUUUGCUUAUCCUAAAACAAACUUAUUCUAUACCUGUUAAAUGAAGGUCCAAUCUUACAAAAUCAUAGGUCCUGAUAUUUUGAUGUAGAUCUAUUUGCUCCGAAAUGUAUUUAAGAUAAAAAUAAACACGAGCUUAUUUCAUAUUGAUAAAAUGCAUCUUUUUUCAUUGUUGCUUUCAAUAUUCUGAUUCUUGUUGAAUAUUAUGUAAAGAAAAAGUUGUGUUUAUGUACACUAGUUUAUGGCUGAUUUGAAAUACCACGAAGUCCAACAGUCGAAACACCAGAAAAACUUAUAUUUGUGUGUGUGUGUUUGCAUAUAUACUUCAGUGAACUUUUAAUGAAAUAUUUUUUUAUGACCAUAUAUAAAUAUCAUUUGUAUUGUAUUUUUCUUGUUGUGCCAUGCCAAAUAAAUGAUUUUAAAAUA
Messenger RNA from Biomphalaria glabrata, 3818 nucleotides. RefSeq names its product etoposide-induced protein 2.4 homolog. Lineage: Eukaryota; Metazoa; Mollusca; Gastropoda; Planorbidae. The coding region runs from base 182 to 1138 and encodes 318 amino acids. Gene Ontology annotation, cellular component: endoplasmic reticulum. The record is from RefSeq and is a predicted model, not a curated record. The transcript has 11 exons. Gene Ontology annotation, biological process: macroautophagy.